This is a messenger RNA of Lynx canadensis (Canada lynx), 2021 nucleotides long. It is a transcript of the gene MED22, whose product is annotated as mediator complex subunit 22. Gene Ontology annotation, molecular function: transcription coregulator activity. Gene Ontology annotation, biological process: regulation of transcription by RNA polymerase II. Gene Ontology annotation, cellular component: mediator complex. The record is from RefSeq and is a predicted model, not a curated record. NCBI's taxonomy places the organism in Eukaryota, Metazoa, Chordata, Mammalia, Carnivora, Felidae. The transcript has 5 exons. Bases 540 to 1541 code for a protein of 333 amino acids.
GGCUAGGCGAGAAGCGACACCCAGAUCAACCCCGCGCUCCCGCACGCGCUGCUCUGGAGGCGCGCCGAUCCCCGCCUACGAGCAGAGCCUGACCCCCCAAGCCCCGGCCAAGGCAGCCCAGAGGCGAGCGCGGCGACGGCCCGUGUGCAUCAGCGAUCUUGGUGGUUAGGAGCGUCCUCACCAUCACUCAGACAGCAAACAGUCUUCACAUCACCUGCACCACCCGGGCUGCCGCGCCCGCCGCGUCCCAGAACUACGCGCCCCGUCUCUAGGGGCCCGGCACACGGCAGCCUCCGCAAACAGCAGCGGUGGACUCGGAACCUCUCGCCCAAGGCCGCCGGGGGAGCCCCCAGGAGUUCGGCCCCGUCGCUCCGAGCCCCGCAUUGCGGCGCUGCGCUCCGCGCCGGGGCCCUCCUCUCUCCACUCCCCGACCCAGCCGCCGGGAUUCUACCCGGCCCAGUGCCACCCCGCCAGGCCCCGCGGGGUUCCCCUAGCGCUACGCCGUGGAGGGAUCCCCGCACGGCCACGCCCCGAAAAGGAUGGCAGUGGAUAGAAGCCGGACCCAGCUCAACACCGAAAACCGCCAGAUGGCUCACCAUCUUGGAAGGCUGGAGAAGAGAGAAAGAAAAAGAGAAUUGUGGGUAAUAUGUAGGCGACCUCGGAGAUCGCGAGAAUUGACGCCUGCGCGGGAUUUCGGAUUUAAAGCCACAGGACCGCUCUCGCGCGCUUCCUCCCGGGGGCGGUGCCUACCGCGCCUACCGCGGCGAGUCGGAGCUGUACGGGAGCGGAGUGGAGACGGCGGCAGGGAGCCGGGUCUUACUGGGAGGGACGCACGCUCGUCUCCACCCCGACCGAGUGCCCGUCGCGCCGGGAUCUGCGGACCAGGUGGCGACCGGUGGCCCCAGAUCUCUGUCCCUGCACUGCCUGAGGCCCCCGCCAUGGCCCAGCAGAGAGCCCUGCCGCAGAGCAAGGAGACACUGUUGCAGUCUUACAACAAGCGGCUCAAGGAUGACAUCAAGUCCAUCAUGGACAACUUCACCGAGAUCAUCAAGACUGCCAAGAUCGAGGACGAGACUCAAGUGUCGAGGGCCACUCAGGGCGAGCAGGACAAUUACGAGAUGCACGUGCGAGCUGCCAACAUCGUCCGAGCCGGCGAGUCCCUGAUGAAACUGGUGUCCGACCUCAAGCAGUUUCUCAUCCUCAAUGACUUCCCAUCGGUGAACGAGGCCAUCGACCAGCGCAACCAGCAGCUGCGAGCCCUGCAGGAGGAGUGUGACCGGAAGCUCAUCGCCCUGCGGGAUGAGAUCUCCAUCGACCUGUACGAGCUGGAGGAGGAGUAUUACUCGUCCAGCUCAAGUCUUUGCGAAGCUAAUGACCUGCCUCUGUGCGAAGCUUACUGGAGGCUGGACCUCGACACAGACUCUGCUGAUGGCCUCUCAGCCCCUGUGCUGGCGUCCCCGGAGCCCAGCGCUGGCCCCCUGCAGGCUGCAGCCCCUGCCCACUCCCAUGCCACUGGCCCCGGCCCCACAGAGCACGCCUGAGCCUCCCAGGGUUCCCCUCCCCGCAACCCUAGGUUCUUAAGUCUGGUGUGGCCUCCUUGGGACCUUUGGCCCGGGGCCAGCACCCCCCAGAGCGUUGGGGAAGAUACUGCCCUCAACCGUUUCCAAGGUAGCCCAUCCCUCGGAGAUGCCACCUCUGUUCACUGCCCACCUGGCCUGCUGGGCAGACGUUUCCUAGACAGUGUGUCCAGGCCAAUAGUGGGGCAGGAGGGCGUCCUGCUAUGUACAAGCCACAGGGUGGCACUCAGUGGACAGUACUGGCCAAGUCCACGCUCCACCCUCCGGUCUCCUGUGCAGAGAUGCACCUGCUGCUUUGUCCUGAGGGCCCCUGGUAGCUGACCGUCCCCGCAGGGUUGUGGUGGGGAGAGGGGUGCUGAGAGCAAGGGACCUUCCUCACUCUGCCACACACAUUCCGGUGGGUUUUGUAACAGGACAUUUGAAUAAAACAGCACUGCCAUCUUG